CUGAUAUAUUUUGGAUGCAGUCGGCCUGGGACUUCAUAGAUACAUCAGCCGAUUCACAACAAACUAGCUCCAGAAACAGCGGAAUAUCGGCUUAGAGCCUGCCAUGGCGAAUCGGCUACUGCGCCUGGACCGCAGUCGGCUUGUGCUGCUGUGCAUUUUCCUGGGGAUGCUGCGAGGGUUCCGGGCCAGGCAGAUCCGAUAUUCUGUGCCCGAAGAGACCGAAAACGGCUCCUUCGUGGGCAACAUCUCCAAGGACCUGGGGUUGGAGCCCCGGGAGCUGGCGCAGCGUGGAGUCCGCAUCGUCUCCAGAGGGAAGACACAGCUUUUCGCUGUGAAUCCGCGAAGCGGCAGCUUGAUCACGGCAGGCAGGAUAGACCGGGAGGAGCUCUGUGAGACGGUGUCCUCCUGUUUUUUAAAUAUGGAGAUUCUCGUGGAAGACACCUUGAAGAUUUACGGAGUGGAGGUGGAAAUAAGGGAUGUUAAUGAUAACGCCCCCAGCUUCCAAGAAGAGGAAGUGGAGAUAAAAGUUAGUGAGCAUGCAACUCCUGGGGCGCGAUUUGCUCUUCCUAAUGCGAGGGAUCCAGAUGUGGGAGUGAACUCCCUCCAGAGCUACCAGCUCAGCUCUAAUAGUUACUUUUCCUUGCAAGUGCGGAGCAGAACGGAUGGGGCCAAAAAUCCAGAACUAGUACUGGAGGAAAGCCUGGACCGAGAGAAAGAGGCUGCUCACCUCCUCCUCCUCACAGCUUUAGAUGGAGGUGAUCCCAUCCGAAAGGGCGCGAUUCCCAUUCGUGUGGUGGUCCUCGACGUGAAUGACCACAUCCCAAUGUUUACACAGUCCGUAUAUCGCGUGAGCGUUCCAGAAAAUCUCAGCUCCGGAACUCGGGUGCUGGUGGUAAACGCGACGGAUCCAGACGAGGGAAUCAACGGGGAAGUAAUGUAUUCAUUUCGGAACGUGGAAAGCAAGGCUUCUGAAAUAUUCCAGUUGGAUUCACAAACUGGGGAAGUUCUAAUACGGGGGUCUCUGGAUUUUGAAAAAUAUAGAUUCUAUGAGAUGGAAAUUCAAAGCCAAGAUGGUGGAGGUCUCUUUGCCACCGCGACAAUGUUGAUCACUGUUGUGGAUGUGAAUGAUAACGCUCCAGAAAUAACUAUCACCUCUUCUAUUAAUUCAGUUAUGGAAAACUCUCCUCCAGGUACAGUCAUUGCUCUUCUAAAUGUGCAAGAUCAAGAUUCUGGAGAAAAUGGUCAGGUCUCCUGUUUUAUUCCUAACCACCUGCCUUUUAAAUUAGAAAAGACUUAUGGAAAUUAUUACAAAUUGAUAACAAGCAAAGUGCUAGACAGGGAGUUGGUCCAGAGCUACAAUAUAACAUUGACAGCCACAGACCGGGGAAGCCCGCCUUUGUCUGCCGAAACUCACAUCUGGCUGAAUGUGGCAGAUGACAACGAUAACCCUCCAGUUUUUCCUCACUCGUCUUACUCUGCCUACAUUCCCGAAAACAACCCCAGAGGUGCCUCCAUCUUCUCAGUGACCGCCCUGGACCCGGACGGCAAAGAGAAUGCCCUGGUCACUUACUCUCUGAUCGAUGACACUGUCCAGGGGGUGCCUCUGUCCUCCUAUGUCUCUAUUAACUCCAACACUGGUGUUCUCUAUGCCCUACAAUCCUUCGACUAUGAGCAGUUUCGAGACUUACAACUGAGAGUGAUAGCACAUGACAGCGGGGACCCGCCCCUCAGCAGCAACGUGUCACUGAGCCUUUUCGUGCUG
Sapajus apella (tufted capuchin) is the source of this 1762-nucleotide messenger RNA. Its product is annotated as protocadherin gamma-A11-like. Gene Ontology annotation, cellular component: plasma membrane. Gene Ontology annotation, molecular function: calcium ion binding. Gene Ontology annotation, biological process: homophilic cell-cell adhesion. The record is from RefSeq and is a predicted model, not a curated record. Lineage: Eukaryota; Metazoa; Chordata; Mammalia; Primates; Cebidae.